CGCAGCCAAAACAGUCUCAAUCUAACCUCAACUAGGUUUUAUUUCAACCAACAAUUUGAAUUUUGUGGACUUUUGCAUAAUGUUGCAACUAAGAUGGAGCCUGCUAAGGCCGCUCCAAGGCGGCUACCGCAACACUCGGAGACACUUCGCACACAAGAACCUGCUGGACCUGACGGAUCGAGGUUUCUUUCAAGGCAUUUUCCCCGACACGGCUGCGCCCAAGAUGAAGCAGCUAUUCACAAGUGGGCAGCAGAGCAUAUAUGCCGGCUUCGAUCCUACCGCCGAUAGCCUGCACGUGGGAAAUCUCCUGGUUAUCAUGGGCCUGCUACACUGCCAGCGAGCCGGUCACAGGCCCAUUGCUCUAGUGGGCGGAGCCACGGGUCUUAUCGGGGAUCCAAGUGGACGCAAAACGGAACGCAAUCAACUGGGAGAGUCUGUGAUAGAGACCAAUCUGAGGGCAAUCGAGCAGCAGCUGACGAGAGUGUUUGAGAACCAUGAAAAGUGCCUCUGGGACACCCGUAAAAACAGCGGGCCCCUGCAGCGAUUAACGAUCGUCAACAAUGCCGAGUGGUACGCUAAUUUGCACCUGGUAGACUUCAUUGCCAAUAUGGGCCGACACUUUCGCAUGGGCUCUAUGCUGUCGAGGUCGUCGGUGCAAUCGCGCCUAGAGUCGGAGGAUGGCAUGAGCUUCACGGAGUUCACCUAUCAGAUAUUCCAGGCCUAUGACUGGCUGCACCUGCUGCGCAAGCACAACUGCCGUUUCCAAAUGGGCGGCUCCGACCAGACGGGCAACCUGAUGACCGGCCACGAGCUGAUCAGCCGUGUGGAGCGUAAAUGCGAGGUGUUUGGCAUGACGCUGCCCUUGGUGACCAACGAGGAGGGGGACAAGUUCGGAAAGUCGGCGGGCAAUGCUGUGUGGCUGGACGAGAGCAAGACAUCGCCCUUUGCCCUGUAUCAGUUCUUCCUGCGCAUGCCAGACUCCGAAGCAGAGAAGCUACUCAAACUGUUCACCUUCAUUCCCCUGCCCGAAAUAGAGCAGCUGAUGCGGGAGCACGAAAAGGAGCCGGAGAAGCGAAAGGCCCAGACGCUUCUGGCGGAGGAUGUGACGUUGCUUGUGCAUGGCGAAGAUGGACUAAAGCAGGCGGAACGAGUCACCAAUGCAUUGUACAAAGGGAAGGUAGAUGGCUUGGCCGAACUGAAUUAUGCUGAGAUAAAGCAGACUUUCCAGGGCGCCGCUGUAGUGGAUCUGCUGACAGAGCCGGGCAUGUCCAUACUGCAGCUGGCCAUGAAGGCCAAGUGUUUCCCCACAGAGACCGAUGCCGUUCGUAUUAUUAACGCUGGCGGCUUCUAUGUCAACCAGAAGCGAGUGCAGAACAUUGCCGAAGUGAUAACUGCUGGCAUACACAUACUCCGGAAUGGUGUUUCCCUGUUGCGUGUAGGAAAGCGAAACUUCUACAUCGUGCGCUGGCAAUAGUUUUGUGUUAAAUAAUCAUAAGUUUAUCUAUA
This is a messenger RNA of Drosophila guanche, 1506 nucleotides long. It is a transcript of the gene TyrRS-m, whose product is annotated as tyrosine--tRNA ligase, mitochondrial. The coding region runs from base 80 to 1474 and encodes 464 amino acids. Gene Ontology annotation, biological process: tyrosyl-tRNA aminoacylation. Gene Ontology annotation, cellular component: cytosol; mitochondrion. The transcript is spliced from 5 exons. NCBI's taxonomy places the organism in Eukaryota, Metazoa, Arthropoda, Insecta, Diptera, Drosophilidae. Gene Ontology annotation, molecular function: RNA binding; tyrosine-tRNA ligase activity; ATP binding. The record is from RefSeq and is a predicted model, not a curated record.